AUGCGUCCCCUUCACUCACUUGUUACUCUUUCUCUGGGUCUAGGUGUCGCAGGUAUAGCUCUUCAAGAGCGCUCACUAGAGGAGAGGGCAUUGCAAGUCGCAGAAGGUUCUGCAGUCUUAGUGCUCUUGAAGGGAGUGGCACUUUUGGGUGACAAUGCUUUCGUCUCGAUAGUAUCAGAAGUUUGCAAGCUCUCUGGAGCCGAGGAUGAUGACGUCUGUGAGGGAUCUAUUGCGCUCGAGGGUCCCGUCAUCGCACACGACCUCCGGGAGAUGACCAUUGGCUCCAAGACUGCGCAACUGUUCUGCGUGACUUUUCUAGGGCUCUGCGGCUAUCCUGAUGUCACCCCGAAUACCAUCACCUUCCCGUCGGCGAAGCCAAGCACUGGACGCCCAGCGCCCAGCGGACAGGAACCGAUCAAGGUAGUUCAUUACUCAGAUAUUCACAUUGAUCCCUUCUACGUGGCGGGGUCGAAUGCGAACUGCACGAAGCCGAUCUGCUGCCGGAAUUAUAGCGCAGACGAUUCACCGGGACAGACGGACGCGCCGGCCGGCCCUAAUGGAGAUCAUAACUGCGAUGUCCCGGUUAGCUUAGAGGAUAGCAUGUAUGCGGCCAUCAAGUCUAUCGUACCGGAUGCUGCGUUCACCAUCUUCACCGGUGAUAUCGUGGACCAUGCCGUCUGGAACACGACUCAAGCGCAGAAUACUCUAGAUAUCAAUGAUGCCUACAAUCGUAUGGCAUCUGCAGGGCUGAAUCUCGUAUACGGCACGGCUGGCAACCACGAGAUGUCGCCCACAAACGCAUUUCCCCCGACCGCCGUGGGAAACCAGGCUCAGUGGGUGUACAACCUCUUGUCGGCCGCAUGGCAACGAUGGCUUGGAGUUGCCGAUGCGGCGGAGGCUGAGUCUUUUGGUGCAUACUCAGUCAAGUAUGCUGAUGGAAACCUCAAGGUCAUCUCGCUCAGCACGAAUAUGUACUAUGUCCAGAAUUACUGGCUGUAUGAGAAGACCAUGGAGAAAGAUCCCAGCGGACAGUUUGCGUGGCUUGUCAGCGAGCUAGAUGCCAGCGAGCAGUCAGGAGAAAGAGUGUAUAUUAUUGGACAUAUGCCUAUGGGCACUUCGGACACUUUUCAUGAUGGGUCGAAUUAUUUUGACCAGAUUGUCAACCGCUACUCUUCCACAAUUGCGGCUAUGUUCUUUGGCCAUACUCAUGUGGACCAUUUCGAGAUUCACUAUUCCUCCUAUACUAAUAGAAACUACUCAAACGCCCUGGUCACCUCCUACAUCGCCCCGUCCUUGACGCCUACAUCAGGCCACCCAGCCUUCCGCGUCUACGAUGUCGACCCAGUUAGCUUCGCCGUCUUGGAUUCAGUCACUUACAUUGCAGACAUGACCAAUCCAUCCUACCAGACAACCGGCCCCGUCUGGACCAAGUAUUACUCCGCCAAGGAAGCAUAUGGAUCCCUAGUCUCACCACCCGUCACGGAGGCAUCCGCAGAGCUGUCCCCAGCUUUCUGGCACAACGUAACCCUCGCGCUGGCAGCUGACUCAAGCGCCUUCAACGAGUACUACGCACGCAAGAGCCGCGGCUGGGAUGUAGAGUCUUGCACGGGCUCGUGCGCGACACUGGAGAUAUGCGAGCUGCAGAGCGGGAGGGCGCAGGACAAUUGCGUGACGCCGACACCGGGUGUGCAUUUCAGUAAGAGAGCGGAGGAGGAUGGAGCGGCUGGGCAUGUGGAUGAGUGUGGUGUUUCGGUUGCGAGGUCGGCGUUGGCGAGUUUGAUGGUGAGGAAGGAUAUGUUAGAAUUACUUGAAAAUAAACUGCUCGAGAAGAGGGUGAUGGCUUAG
Molecule: messenger RNA, 1845 nt
Organism: Phaeoacremonium minimum UCRPA7
Lineage: Eukaryota; Fungi; Ascomycota; Sordariomycetes; Togniniales; Togniniaceae
Product: putative sphingomyelin phosphodiesterase protein
Exons: 5
Coding region: 1-1845 (614 amino acids)
Biological process (GO): sphingomyelin catabolic process
Molecular function (GO): sphingomyelin phosphodiesterase activity
Source: RefSeq, a predicted model, not a curated record